AUAAUUAAAAUCGUGUAAUCGUGAUGAUAAAAUUUAUUUUUGCUGCAUCCAUCCAACAAAGCAGCUUUCCAUCCGCGUGUUAUAUUUUGUGGAAAAUUUUCUUGAACACUCGUGGAAAUGGCUGCAUCUAACACAACUUCUCAGAAUAGGCAAAUAAAAUUCUACAACCCCUCAAGUUCUGCGAGUUCUGAUAGUGACGAUCGAGGUGAUUUGGUUGAACAGCUAACUGUUGAUCCCAAUUGUGGAAAUAUUGAAUUUUAUGGAUGCCCAGCUUCGCCAACAACUGUACCAGCAAAAAAUCCACAAUGUUUGGAUUCACCAGCACGCACAGGUCCGCCGCGAAGAAGGCAACGGACGACAUCGAUGAAUAAUCAAGUGACAACCGCAAAUCCCUCUGAGUGUGUAAUUCGUUCAAAUAACCGUACUAUUUAUACAGCAGGCCGCCCUCCUUGGUACAAUUGUGCAGGGCAGCAAGUAGAACCGUUUGUAAUUGGUAUUUGUGGUGGAAGCGCAUCCGGGAAAACAACUGUAGCUCAAAAAAUUAUAGAAUCCCUUGACGUGCCUUGGGUUACUUUGCUUUCAAUGGAUUGUUUUUACAAGGUUCUUAACGAAAAACAACGUCUACAAGCCCUAGGAAAUGAAUACAAUUUUGAUCAUCCGGAUGCGUUUGAUAUGGAUCUCUUGUUGGAAGUAAUGAAAAAAUUGAAGGAAGGUCGUAAAGUUGAAGUACCCGUUUACAAUUUUGUCACACACUCUCGGGAAGCAAAUACCAAAACAAUGUAUGGAGCCAAUGUGAUUAUAUUUGAGGGUAUUCUGGUUUUCCACAGUUUGGAAAUAUUAAAAUUAAUGGAUAUGAAAAUCUUCGUCGAUACGGAUCCCGAUAUACGUCUUGCACGACGUUUAAAGAGAGAUAUUUCUCAGCGAGGACGUGAUCUGAAAGGAGUGCUAAAACAGUAUCUGAAUAUGGUGAAACCUUCUUAUGCUAAUUACAUAGCGCCAACUAUGGCGCAUGCUGAUAUUAUAGUGCCACGAGGUGGUGAAAAUAAGGUCGCCAUUCACCUUAUUGUUCAACACGUGCACACACAACUGCAAUUGCGAGGUUUCAAACUACGUGAAGCUCUGGCCAACUCCUAUAAUGAUCAACCAAUGCCAAAUUCAUUACACUUGCUCCCAGCUACUCCACAAAUUAAAGGUCUACAUACAUUUAUACGAUGCAAAAACACAUCCAGAGACGAGUUUAUAUUCUAUUCUAAAAGACUCAUACGUCUGGUCAUCGAAUACGCAUUGAGUUUAUUUCCUUUCAAGGACGCAGUCGUAGAGACACCACAGGGUGUUUUGUAUGAAGGGAAACGAAUGGACUCUUACAAAAUAUGCGGAGUUUCGAUAUUAAGAGCAGGUGAAACUAUGGAGCAAGCUAUUUGCGAUGUUUGCAAAGAUAUUCGUAUAGGCAAAAUUCUAAUACAGACCAACAAAGAGACCGAGGAGCCCGAGUUGUACUACCUUCGUUUGCCAAAAGAUAUAAGAGAAUACAAAGUAAUACUGAUGGAUGCUACGGUAGCCACGGGGGCUGCUGCUAUGAUGGCGAUACGGGUUCUGCUAGAUCACGAUGUAAAAGAAGAAAAUAUUAUGCUGGCUUCACUGCUAAUGGCUGAAAUUGGAGUACACAGUAUAGCAUAUGCCUUUCCCAAGGUAAAAAUUGUUACUUCGGCGUUAGAUCCAGAAAUAAAUGACAAGUUUUAUGUGAUACCUGGCAUUGGUAAUUUUGGUGACCGCUACUUUGGCACAGAACCAUCUGAGGAUUUUUAUUAGUUAGCAAACUAAAUUAUUUUAAGUGAAAGUGAAUAUCAAUAUAUGUUCUCAUACACAUACGAACUGCUUGAUAAACCAAUGUGCGUAGAAUUAGGAUAUAAAGCCCUGAAUAAUAAAUAUAUUUAUAAACCGUCUGUUAAAAAGCAAACUA
Molecule: messenger RNA, 1960 nt
Organism: Stomoxys calcitrans (stable fly)
Lineage: Eukaryota; Metazoa; Arthropoda; Insecta; Diptera; Muscidae
Product: uridine-cytidine kinase-like 1
Exons: 7
Coding region: 118-1809 (563 amino acids)
Cellular component (GO): cytoplasm
Molecular function (GO): ATP binding; kinase activity
Source: RefSeq, a predicted model, not a curated record